AUGGUAUCUUCAAACCCAACACCAAAUACUCUUCACAUGCCUUAUCUUUCUGCUAUUCCCCGAAAUCCCAUACAUGCCCUCCGUGACCCGAACUGGAAACAAGUUAUACAAGAUGAAUUUGAUGCUUUAAUUGAUAAUCACACUUGGGAUUUUGUUCCUCGACCUCCUAAUUCUAAUGUUAUUCGAAAUCUAUGGAUUUUUCGUUUAAAAACCAAAUCUGAUGGUUCUUUUGAGCGCUAUAAGGCGUGCCUUGCUGGUGAUGAUGACAUCAUUCUGACUGCUUCCUCUGAUUUUCUUUACCAGUCCAUUAUAUCUAAGUCGAGUUUCGAAUUGGCUAUGAAGGACUUAGGUCCCUUUCUUUCUCAACACAGGUAUGCCUCUAAGAUUCAUGACAAAACCGACAUGCCUCAAUGCAAACCUUCUCCUACUCUUGUGACUACUACCGGGAAAUUGUGUGCGAAUGUUGGUUCUUCUUAUGAAAAUGCUACUUUGAAUCAUAGCUUGGCUGGGGCUUUAUAG
Messenger RNA from Amaranthus tricolor (Joseph's coat), 519 nucleotides. RefSeq lists its product as uncharacterized. NCBI's taxonomy places the organism in Eukaryota, Viridiplantae, Streptophyta, Magnoliopsida, Caryophyllales, Amaranthaceae. The record is from RefSeq and is a predicted model, not a curated record. The coding region runs from base 1 to 519 and encodes 172 amino acids. The transcript is spliced from 3 exons.